UUGUGUUUAUGUAAUUUUCUUUCUACAUUCUUUACAGACACAGGAAAGAGAAGCCAAGGCAGAGAUGAGACGUAAGGCCAAGGAGCUUCAGCAGGCCAGAAGGGAUGCAGAGCGGCAGGGAAAGAAGGCCCCUGGAUUUGGCGGAUUUGGAAGUUCAGGUGGCUCCUCCAUGUCUAACAAUGCAGUGUCGCUGAUUUCAGAGACUAUUAUUGAACCAGAGAAAACAAAGAGUGCUCCUGUUCCAUCAAGGCCUUCUGGUUCUGGCAAAGCCCUGAAACUUGGAGCAAAAGGAAAGGAGGUGGAUCAUUUUGUGGACAAACUGAAAUCUGAAGGAGAAACUAUCGUCACCCCUUCAUCUGGCAAGAGACCGUCAGAAGUGGCCAAAGUGCUUGCUCCCCCUGUGAACAUGGAGAGUGUUCACUUAAGAGUUGAAGAAAAAAUCUCCCUUACCUGCAGUCGUGAUGGAGGCCUUCAGAAUAUGGAGGUCCAUGGACUUAUCAUGCUCAGGGUGUUGGAUGACAAGUUUGGCAGGAUUCGUGUCCACAUUGAUAAUGAAGAUAAAAAAGGAGUACAGCUGCAGACUCAUCCUAAUGUAGACAAAAAACGUUUCACUUUGGAUUCGGUAAUUGGGCUGAAAAACCCGGAAAAAUCCUUCCCCGUGAAUAGUGAUGUGGGCGUCUUGAAGUGGAGACUACAGACCACAGAGGAGUCUUUUAUUCCCCUCACCAUUAACUGUUGGCCAUCAGAAAGUGGGAAUGGCUGUGAUGUUAACAUAGAAUAUGAGCUUCAAGAAGAAAGGCUGGAGCUGAAUGAUGUUGUCAUUACCAUUCCUCUACCUCACAACAGCAUGUUGGGAGUGGCGCUCUUUCUGCAGAUAAUGCUCCCAACCGCUCUGAAGAUACUCCGGCCGCUCUGAAGGUAAUCUUCCAAGACCCUCUGAAGAUAAUCCAGCCGCUCUAAAGAUUAUCGAGCCUAUCUGAAGAUAUUCCAGCUGCUCCUCCCAGGAACUCUGCAGAGAAAUCUUCCAGACGCUCUGCAGAGAAAACUCAGUCCUUCUGAAUAUAAUCUUUCCAGCCGCUCUGAAGAUAAUCCUCCCUACCGCUCAGUAGAUAAUCCUCAAAACUGCUCUGAAGAUAAUCCAGCUGCUCCAAAUAUUAUCCAGCUGCUUUGCAGAUAAUCCUCCCAGCUGCUCUGCAAAUAAUAACACAAAAUGAGGUAUCAAAAGUAUUAACUCACCAAGA
Xenopus laevis (African clawed frog) is the source of this 1241-nucleotide messenger RNA. RefSeq names its product coatomer subunit delta-like. The coding region runs from base 65 to 916 and encodes 283 amino acids. NCBI's taxonomy places the organism in Eukaryota, Metazoa, Chordata, Amphibia, Anura, Pipidae. The transcript has 6 exons. The record is from RefSeq and is a predicted model, not a curated record.